AUGAAUCAAAACGAAUCUGCUACCGAAACAACUAAAACUUAUUCAACAAGAUUGGUGUUAAAGUCAACGAAAGCAACAUCGACAUUGCUCAUUGUGUCCCAGGAAGAAACGCGAAGCCGGGACCAAAGCCUCAUAUGUAAACUCGUUAGAUGUCUCAGUAAAGAACAUAUCAAAGCUAGUGACAUUGGUUUGCCGACAGAUAGUGCAUUAAGACAUGCCCUUAUUCUUGAUCACCUUACACCGCAAGUACAAUCAUUGCUUGGUGAAGCAAUGAAAAUUCAAACUCGUAAUGAACAUAAGUUUUGCUGGGUAAAAAACUUUACAACUUACUUGAGAAAGGAAGAGAAUUCCCAACAUGUGGCUAUCAAAUCGAUUGAAGAUCUGGAGAACCUUGAGAAUAGAUAA
Messenger RNA from Paramuricea clavata, 405 nucleotides. Lineage: Eukaryota; Metazoa; Cnidaria; Anthozoa; Malacalcyonacea; Plexauridae. The record is from the annotation of a GenBank genome assembly.